This is a messenger RNA of Melanotaenia boesemani (Boeseman's rainbowfish), 1511 nucleotides long. RefSeq names its product ATPase H+ transporting V1 subunit E1b (gene atp6v1e1b). Gene Ontology annotation, cellular component: proton-transporting two-sector ATPase complex, catalytic domain. The record is from RefSeq and is a predicted model, not a curated record. Gene Ontology annotation, biological process: proton transmembrane transport. Gene Ontology annotation, molecular function: proton-transporting ATPase activity, rotational mechanism. Bases 125 to 805 code for a protein of 226 amino acids. Lineage: Eukaryota; Metazoa; Chordata; Actinopteri; Atheriniformes; Melanotaeniidae. The transcript is spliced from 10 exons.
UCAUGUGACUUCGCAAAUCAGCUGAUCCUCCGUAGACAUCUUUAGGAGUCACGACUGCGGCGAAAAAUUAAUACUUUCUCUGCUGUGAUUUUAGGGCCCCUGCGGAUCUUUGACAGCUGCAACCAUGGCGCUGAGCGAUGCCGACGUACAGAAGCAGAUCAAGCACAUGAUGGCCUUCAUCGAGCAGGAGGCCAAUGAGAAGGCAGAGGAAAUUGAUGCAAAGGCAGAAGAAGAGUUCAACAUUGAGAAGGGUCGUCUGGUCCAAACCCAGAGGCUGAAAAUCAUGGAGUACUAUGAGAAGAAAGAGAAGCAGAUCGAGCAGCAGAAGAAAAUUCAAAUGUCAAACCUCAUGAACCAGGCUCGACUGAAGGUACUGAAGGCCCGUGAUGAUAUGAUCUCGGAAAUGCUGAACGAGGCUCGCCAGCGGCUCGCCAACGUUGCAAAAGACCCGGCCAGGUAUUCAGCUCUGAUGGAUGGCUUGAUGUUACAGGGAUUCUAUCAGCUGCUGGAGCCCAAAGUGACGAUUCGCUGCCGCAAACAGGAUGUCCAGCUGGUGCAGGCAUCCAUCCAGAAAAACAUCCCCAUUUAUAAAGCAGCGGUGAAGAACACCCUGGAGGUCCGCAUCGACCAGGACAACUUCCUCUCCCCAGAUGUGUCUGGAGGCAUCGAGAUCUAUAACGGAGAUGGGAAGAUUAAAGUGGCCAACACCCUGGAGAGCAGGCUGGACCUGAUGGCUCAGCAGAUGAUGCCUGAGAUCCGGGUGGCUCUCUUCGGUGCCAAUCCAAACCGCAAGUUUUUGGACUGAGAACCUCGGCUGAGUUUGAAACAAACGCUCCUUUUUAUUUUUUAUUUUGUCAUAUAAAAGACGUCAUUCCUUUGUCUGUGAAAUGAAAGUUCUGAUGGAGAAGAGAUGCAUUGUUGUUGUGUGACGUAUUGCUGUAUUUUUUUUCUCCUGUGCGUUAAGGGACAUGAUUGAAGCUGCAGCUCGACAUCACGCGUGUGCAUGCAGAGUGCUGCACAGCUGUAAGGACUGGUUUACUCUGCUGCUCCCUUUCCAUGGUCUCAGUUUACAGGGAUUAGUCAGGAUCGUGUGAUUGGCUGGAUGUUUAAACAGGUUGUCUGCUAAUUGGAUCAGUCUUCAUGACAAACAUGGCUUCUCUCUCACAGUUUUCUAAGUUUCAUUGACCUCUGCAGCACAUUAGAAGUUGCACGGGGCAUUGUGUAGCUAAUGGAUGUCUGCUCCAACCAAUCACAGACAAAUAAAUGGUAUCCUAGAAACGAAACUGGAGACCGAACUUGACCUUGCAGAGUUAAUUUAUUGAUGUUACAUCGAGUGUACAUUAUUCCUCUGACACGACUUAAAGAAGGAAGCAGGUGAUAUCAUUCCAGAAGGUGCACUGUAUGUAUAUGAGGUUUUCCAGAUUAAAUUAUAUGUAUGUGUGUUUUUUUGUUGUUUUUUGAUUGUGUCUCAGUGAAAAUGUACUGAGUAAAGAUAAACAACACAAAAGUCA